AUGGCGCCCCAAUCUCAGAACAACGGCGCCGACACCGACGUGGAUGCGUCCAUGUCCGAAGCGCCCGAGAACCGUGUCGCCGACGAGAUGGAAGUGGAUGAGACCCCAGACAAUACCGACUCCGACGCGCAGCCUGACACGACAGAGAGCAGUGUCGUUGGUGAGCUGGACGGUCGCAAGCGUCGCGCCGAGAACAACCAGCUGCAGAAGGCUGUGCUCAAGAAGAAGCACGACAGCCUCGAAGAGUCCAAGCAAAAUGACACCAUCAGGCGUUUCCGCUACCUGCUGGGCCUGACGGAUCUGUUCCGCCAUUUUAUCGAGACCAACCCCGACCCCAAGAUUCGCGAGAUUAUGGCCGAGAUUGACCGGCAGAACAACGAAGGUGCCAAGUCGAAGAAGAAGACCGGUCGCCAGGGUGGUGCCGCAGUCGACCGUCGCCGACGCACAGAAGCCGAGGAGGACGCCGAGCUCAUCCAGGAUGAGAGGCAAGGCGGGGCUGCUGAGACCGUCUACAGAGAUUCGCCACCUUUCAUUCAGGGAACUAUGCGUGACUAUCAGGUUGCUGGUCUCAACUGGAUGAUCUCCCUACACGAGAAUGGUAUUUCUGGUAUCCUCGCCGACGAAAUGGGUCUAGGCAAGACUCUUCAGACCAUCUCCUUCCUCGGCUACCUGCGCCACGUUUGCGACAUUACCGGCCCGCACCUCGUCACCGUGCCCAAGUCGACCCUCGACAACUGGAAGCGCGAGUUCGAGCGCUGGACCCCCGAGGUCAACGUUCUCGUCCUGCAGGGCUCAAAGGAGGAGCGCCAGGACCUCAUCAGCGAACGCUUAGUCGACGCAAAGUUUGACGUUUGCAUCACCAGUUACGAAAUGGUCCUCCGCGAAAAGAGCCACCUGAAAAAGCUUCCCUGGAAGUACAUCAUCAUUGAUGAGGCCCACCGUAUCAAGAACGAAGAGUCUUCGCUAUCGCAAGUCAUCCGCCUCUUCUCGUCACUCAACCGUCUGUUGAUCACGGGCACUCCUCUUCAGAACAACCUUCACGAGCUGUGGGCACUGCUCAACUUCCUGCUGCCUGAUGUCUUUGGCGACUCCGAGGCCUUCGACCAAUGGUUCUCCGGUGAGGACCAGGAUCAGGACAGAGUUGUGCAGCAGCUCCAUAGGAUCCUGCGCCCCUUCCUGCUUCGCCGUGUCAAGAGCGACGUGGAGAAGAGCCUGCUGCCCAAGAAGGAGGUGAAUCUGUAUCUGGGAAUGUCAGAUAUGCAGGUCAAGUGGUAUCAGAAGAUCCUCGAGAAGGAUAUCGACGCCGUCAAUGGCGCUGGAGGAAAGCGCGAGUCCAAGACACGACUUCUCAACAUCGUGAUGCAACUGCGCAAGUGCUGCAACCACCCCUAUCUGUUCGAGGGCGCCGAGCCGGGUCCCCCCUACACGACGGACGAACACCUCAUCUACAACAGCGGAAAGAUGGCUGUUCUGGACAAGCUCCUGGCCCGCAUGAAGAAGCAGGGAAGUCGAGUCCUCAUCUUCUCCCAGAUGAGCCGUCUGCUCGACAUCCUUGAGGACUACUGCGUCUUUAGAGAGUACAAAUACUGCCGCAUCGACGGCAGCACGGCCCACGAGGACCGUAUCGCCGCUAUCGAUGAGUACAACAAGCCUGGCUCGGAGAAGUUUGUCUUCCUCCUCACCACACGAGCUGGCGGUCUCGGUAUCAACCUGACGACUGCCGACAUCGUGGUUCUCUACGACAGCGACUGGAACCCCCAGGCGGAUCUCCAGGCCAUGGACCGAGCCCACAGGAUCGGUCAGACGAAGCAGGUCGUGGUGUACAGAUUCGUCACGGACAACGCCAUCGAAGAAAAGGUGCUGGAGCGUGCAGCCCAAAAGCUCCGUCUCGAUCAGCUCGUCAUCCAGCAGGGCAGGGCGCAGGUGGCGGCCAAGGCGGCAGCCAACAAGGAUGACCUGCUGAACAUGAUCCAGCACGGAGCCGAAAAAGUCUUCCAGGCCAAGUCGGGCGGAAUGGCGUCCAAGGGCGCCAACAUCGACGACGACGAUAUCGAGGCGAUCCUGGCCCAGGGCGAGAACCGGACAAAGGAGCUCAACGCCAAAUACGAGAAGCUGGGACUGGAUGACCUCCAGAAGUUUACGUCCGAGUCGGCAUACGAGUGGAACGGUGAGAAUUUUGCCAACACGAAGAAGGAUAUCGGCGCGUCCUGGAUCAACCCAGCCAAGCGCGAACGCAAGGAGCAGUCAUACUCUAUGGACAAGUACUUCCGGCAGGCCAUGUACCCGAACCCCAAGGCGGAGGCGAAACCCAAGGCGCCGCGGGCACCCAAGCAGAUUGCCGUGCACGACUACCAGUUCUACCCGCCGCGGCUGCGUGACCUGCAGGAGAGGGAGACGGCCUUUUACCGUAAGGAGAUCGGGUACAAGGUCCCCCUACCGGACGGCGACGACGACAAGCAGGAGGAGCGGGAGGCAGAGCGAGCGCUGGAGCAGCAGGAGAUUGACGACGCGACGGCGCUGACGGAGGAGGAGCAGCAAGAGAAGGAGGAACUUGCGACGCAGGGCUUCGGCGACUGGAACAAGCGCGACUUCCAGCAGUUCAUCAACGCCACAGCGCGGUGCGGGCGGACCAGCUAUGCCGGCAUCGCGGCCGAGCUGGGUAGCAAGACGGAGGCCGAGGUGAAGGCGUACGCCAAGGUCUUCUGGCAGCGGUACACGGAGAUUGCCGACUUCCAGCGGUACAUCAAGGUGAUUGAGGACGGCGAGGAGCGCGCGCGCCGCAUCGAGCACCAGCGCAAGCUGCUCCGCAAGAAGAUGCAGCAGUACCGCGUGCCGCUCCAGCAGCUCAAGGUCAAUUACUCGGUGUCGACGACCAACAAGAAGGUCUACACCGAGGAGGAGGACCGCUUCCUGCUGGUCCAGCUCGACCGCUUCGGCAUCGACUCGGAGGGCCUGUACGAGAAGAUCCGCGAUGAGAUUCGCGAAUCGCCGCUCUUCCGCUUCGACUGGUUCUUCCUCAGCCGCACGCCCACCGAGCUUUCCCGCCGCUGCACCACGCUCAUCACCACUGUCGUCAAGGAGUUCGACGAAGGCGCCGCGGCCACCACGACGUCCUCAGCCCCGCGCCAGUCCAACGGCGCGUCUGCCAAGCCCAAGAGGGAACCUGUUGAUGAAGAGGAUGACGAUUCAAUCGUCAGCAACGGCGGUCCUGCAAAGAAGAAGGCCAAGAAUGGCGUCAAGAACAAGGCUCUGGACAAUGUCAAGUCGGCCAAGGGAAGCAAGACGAGCUCAGCCUCACGAUCGAGAGCAUCGAGCGUGGCAUCUACGACAUCGGCUGGAGCUGGAAGUUCCAAGUCGAAAAAGGGAAAGAAAUAA
Geosmithia morbida is the source of this 3375-nucleotide messenger RNA. RefSeq names its product SWI/SNF-related matrix-associated actin-dependent regulator of chromatin subfamily A member 5. The coding region runs from base 1 to 3375 and encodes 1124 amino acids. The transcript is spliced from 4 exons. Gene Ontology annotation, molecular function: histone binding; ATP binding; ATP hydrolysis activity. Gene Ontology annotation, biological process: regulation of transcription by RNA polymerase II; nucleosome organization. The record is from RefSeq and is a predicted model, not a curated record. Gene Ontology annotation, cellular component: chromatin; nucleus. Lineage: Eukaryota; Fungi; Ascomycota; Sordariomycetes; Hypocreales; Bionectriaceae.